Molecule: messenger RNA, 1710 nt
Organism: Drosophila montana
Lineage: Eukaryota; Metazoa; Arthropoda; Insecta; Diptera; Drosophilidae
Gene: Ugalt
Product: UDP-galactose transporter
Exons: 3
Coding region: 271-1347 (358 amino acids)
Biological process (GO): pyrimidine nucleotide-sugar transmembrane transport
Cellular component (GO): Golgi membrane
Molecular function (GO): UDP-galactose transmembrane transporter activity
Source: RefSeq, a predicted model, not a curated record
CAAAAACAACAAUGCACGAUAAAACUGGACGCAAUAUGAGCUGAAAGCUUGUUUACGUGUCCGUGCCUUCUUCAUAGCCGAAAAAUCGCCGAAGAAGCAACGCGCACGGCAGGCGGGCAGCGUAUACUGUCUAAGCAAUUGUUUAUCACCGAAACAGGUGUUUCCCUUUAUUAUUAUUUUCUUUUUUUUUUGUUUUUGUUUGGUUUAAACUAUUUUGCCUUUAACUCACGCUUUGCCGGUUCUGAUACCAAAACAGACGCCAAGCGCAAAAUGAAUAUACACGUUAACACCAACACUCUCAAGUACAUUAGCCUGCUGACAUUAACGCUACAGAAUGCGAUCUUGGGUCUCAGCAUGCGCUAUGCCCGCACAAGGCCAGGGGACAUCUUUCUGAGCUCCACAGCGGUGCUGAUGGCCGAGUUCGUCAAGCUGAUCACCUGUCUGGUGCUGGUCUUUAAUGAGGAGGGCAAGGACGCCCAACGGUUUGUACGUUCCUUACACAAGACCAUAAUAGCCAAUCCUGUGGACACGCUUAAGGUGUGUGUGCCGUCGCUGGUUUAUAUAGUGCAGAACAAUCUGCUCUAUGUGUCGGCAUCGCAUUUGGAUGCGGCCACCUAUCAGGUGACAUACCAGCUUAAGAUACUGACCACCGCCAUGUUUGCCGUUGUCAUACUGCGCCGGAGGUUGUUCAACACGCAAUGGGGCGCCCUGGUGCUGCUCGUAUUGGGCAUUGUAUUGGUGCAGCUGGCUCAGACGGAUGGCGGAGGCAGUGGUGGUGCUGGUGAUGACGCUGCUUCCUCAGCGCCAACGGCCACACAUUCUUCAUUGGCGCCCGCUCAGAAUCGUAUGCUGGGCUUAUGGUCGGCACUGGGCGCCUGUUUUUUGUCUGGCUUUGCAGGCAUAUACUUUGAGAAGAUACUGAAGGGCGCUGAGAUUUCCGUAUGGAUGCGCAACGUGCAGCUCAGUCUCCUGAGCAUACCGUUUGGACUGUUGACCUGCUUUAUUAACGAUGCCAGCCGCAUCUAUAACUAUGGUUUCUUCCAUGGCUAUGAUCUCUUCGUUUGGUACCUCGUGCUGCUGCAGGCGGGUGGCGGCCUUAUCGUAGCCGUCGUUGUUAAGUAUGCUGACAAUAUACUUAAGGGAUUCGCCACGUCGCUGGCGAUCAUCAUCUCCUGCAUUGCAUCCAUUUACAUUUUCAAUUUCAAUCUAACGCUACAGUUCAGUGCCGGCGCAAUGCUGGUUAUCGCCUCAAUAUUCCUUUACGGCUAUGAUCCUGCCCGCACUGCCACCAAGCCUGCGCCGCACAAUCUCUCGGUCGAUGAGGAGAAGCUGCUGCCGCGCGUCUGAGACAAUAAUGCAUCCGACUUCAGACCUAAUCCAUGGCAACAAUAUUUUGCCAACAGUAUUGUAUUGAUGUUUGUUUAGUUAUCUCUUUCCUUUGGGCACUUCCUGCCGCCCAUGUGAUGAUCGUUCGUGUACUUCAAUUUGAUAUUUGUACUGUUUUUGAUAUUCCAUGCGGAAAUAUUUCGCAUUCCUACACAACCUCAUACAUUUGUGUGUAUGUAUAUAUAUAUUUACAUUAAGUCCCAUUGAUCGAAUUCAAAAAGGCUCGGGUCCACAUUAUGUAUUUAUAGUUCAUAUAACCUGUGCCAGACCACUCAGUAAAUUUUAUGUGUCGAAUAAAUUCAAAGCAAAAUUUGACCAAGUAAA